Molecule: messenger RNA, 2565 nt
Organism: Ylistrum balloti
Lineage: Eukaryota; Metazoa; Mollusca; Bivalvia; Pectinida; Pectinidae
Product: ATP-dependent zinc metalloprotease FtsH-like
Exons: 2
Coding region: 1-2565 (854 amino acids)
Biological process (GO): proteolysis; protein catabolic process
Cellular component (GO): plasma membrane
Molecular function (GO): metalloendopeptidase activity; zinc ion binding; ATP-dependent peptidase activity
Source: RefSeq, a predicted model, not a curated record
AUGCUAGAAAAUUUAUAUCUGGAAUUAGACUUAGAUGAGCAAACAAUAAAAUUUAUUGAUGACUCUUUUAAUCAAUUCUUAGAAAAAAAAGGAAGCCAAGCAACUUUUGCUAAAUUUUUAAGAGACCGUAAUACACGAUUGAUUUUUCGGCAACAUCUUUCAGAAGCGCAAUUUGCGAAACUAGAAACAAAACUUGAGGAAUUAGAACAGAUAUACGGAAUUCAACAACUGAUUGAACGAUUACGCCAGACACAGGAAGAUAUGAAACUACCGUUAAAAAAACGUAUUGUUUUUGAUAUACACCACUGUGAGUUCGGUAAUUGUGCUGACUUAGCCCAGAUUUAUUUGCAACAGAUAGAGAGAGAAGGACCAGAAAAAUUAGCAGUGGAUGUGUAUGCAAUUAAUAGCGAGGAUCAUGCGUUUGUUGUUAUUGGAUUAGAUGAUCAAUCUUCGUUUUUUAAAUGGUUAACAAACAAAAAUGGGAGCCGGUUUUUACAAGUUGGCCCUAAGCCAAUGCCAAAUGAAGAAGCUGUUAUAGCUGAUCCCUGGGGAGGGUUUCGUGUCAAAUUCAAAGAUCUCAUUGAACAAGGUGAAGCUAUUUUUGAUAACCCAGAAAUAGAACAGAACCUUGUUGUUCCUAAAAAAGUGCUGAAGGAAGCUUUUUUUGAUAAAGGGAAAUUACGUGUUUUUUCUAGGCUACUAAUAGGAGAACAGACUGCACUUAAAUGGAAUUAUAGUGAGUUUAUCAACGCUGUUGAUACAGAUGCAGUCGAAAAAGUAAAAAUUAUUGAUAACCGUUUAGAAGGUAGCACUGUGGAUAAAGAGAAAUUUGAGGUCUUUGUACCUGAAGAUCCAGAACUUAUUUCUCUCUUACGGUCUAAAAAUGUCAUUGUCGAAGUGCAACCAAGACCAGAAGAAUCCCUAUGGAAAUCUAUUUUAAUCAGCUGGUUUCCCAUGCUAUUAAUUAUAGGUUUAUGGAUUUUAAUGAUUCGGCAGAUGCAAGCUGGCGGUGGUCGAGCAAUGUCUUUUGGUAAAGCUCGGAUACAACUUGUUAAUGAGAAUCAAAAGCAGACUACGUUUCAAGACGUUGCCGGUGUAGACGAAGCUAAAGAUGAGUUGAAAGAAAUUGUUGAUUUUCUUAAGGAUCCAGAGAAAUUUACACGUUUUGGGGGACGUAUUCCUAAAGGUGUAUUAUUGAUCGGGUCACCUGGUACAGGUAAAACACUGCUUGCUAAAGCUGUAGCAGGUGAAGCGGAUGUUCCUUUUUUUAGUAUUAGUGGUAGUGACUUUGUCGAGAUGUUCGUUGGGGUAGGGGCUAGUCGUGUACGAGAUCUAUUUGCUCAAGCACGAAAAUCUGCACCAGGUAUUAUUUUUAUUGACGAAAUUGAUGCUGUAGGUAGACACCGAGGUGCUGGUCUUGGUGGUGGUCAUGAUGAACGUGAACAAACAUUAAAUCAAAUGUUAGUUGAGAUGGAUGGUAUGGACUCUUCCGAAGGGGUCAUUAUUAUCGCUGCAACAAAUAGGCCUGACGUCCUUGAUCCUGCGUUACUUAGGCCAGGACGUUUUGACCGUCGUGUUGUUGUGCCAAUGCCAGAUAAAAAAGGUCGUCAACAUAUUUUAGAAGUUCAUUCAGAAAAGAAAAAAGUACCAUUAACCAAAGAUGUAAAUAUUGAAGCUAUUGCUAAAUCCACACCUGGUUUAAGUGGUGCUGAUCUUGAAAACUUGGUCAACGAAGCAGCAUUACUAGCCGCACGAAAACAGACAAAUAAAGAAAAUAAACCAGCUGUUACGAUGGCAGACUUUGAACAAGCUAAAGAUAAAGUAUUAAUGGGCGCAGAACGGCGUUCAAUGGUACUUUCUGAUAAAGAAAAACGUAUUACGGCCUACCAUGAAGCUGGUCAUGCUUUAGUCGCUAUUUAUUUACCGGAUGCUGACCCUGUACAUAAAGUGACGAUUAUUCCUCGGGGAAUGGCUUUAGGAUUAACACAGCAGUUACCUGAACAAGAGAUGCAUACAUAUUCACGCGAUUAUUUAUUGGCAAUGAUAAAAGUGCUGAUGGGUGGACGUGCUGCUGAAGAACUUAUCUUUGAGUCGAUAACAACAGGUGCUGGUAAUGAUAUUGAACGUGCUACAGAGAUGGCACGGCGGAUGGUUUGCGAAUGGGGUAUGAGUGAGAAAGUUGGGCCGUUACGUUUUGGUAAUAAGGGAAAUGAAGAGGUCUUUUUAGGGCGUGAUUUUGCUUCAGUUAAGAAUUAUAGUGAAUCUACUGCGUUGUUAAUUGACGAAGAGGUUCAACAAAUAGUACGAACUGCUUAUGAUGAAGCUCUAAAGAUUCUAAGGGACCAUCAAGAUGUACUUACAGCUGUAUCCGAAGCCCUAUUAGAACGUGAAACGAUUUCGGCAGAAGACCUAGAUCUACUUGUUAAUGGUCAACCAUUACCACCAGAAGGUGGCGAGGAGCCUGAAUCUGAUAUUUCUUCUAACCAAGACUCUUCAGAGCCUCAAGAUUCUGCUGGAACUGAAGAUAAGACGUCUGCAGAUUCAGAUACAACAGAUAAUAUAUAA